Molecule: messenger RNA, 2411 nt
Organism: Lotus japonicus
Lineage: Eukaryota; Viridiplantae; Streptophyta; Magnoliopsida; Fabales; Fabaceae
Product: probable receptor-like protein kinase At1g49730
Exons: 9
Coding region: 233-2257 (674 amino acids)
Biological process (GO): protein phosphorylation
Molecular function (GO): ATP binding; protein kinase activity
Source: RefSeq, a predicted model, not a curated record
UGAAGGGUACCCCACAAAAGCACCCAAAAAAUGUGGUGUUGUUGUUCCUCAUUAGUGCUCAUUGAAUAGAGCCAAACAAAACUACAAAACCCUCUCCUCUCACACACACCCACCAUUCUUUCUCAAACCGAUUCGCACCAUCCAAAAAUGGGUUAAGCAACUAGUACCCUCUUCUUCUUGUACCUGAAAAUUUCUUCACUGUUCUCAACCUUUCUCCAUUUCCAUUUCCACCAUGUUCUUCGUACCUUCCUCCUUGUUGGGAUUGUUAAUGUUGGCUUUUCUUGGAAUGCAGUUCCCUGUUGUAAUCUCUGAUUGCCCCUUGGAUUUUACUUCUUCAAACUUUACACUGGCAACCUCUUUAUGCUCAAACCAAAGCAACAGGGGACAAUGUUGCCGAUACAUUAAUGCUAACAUUGCGAUUUCUGUUGCUCGUUUCGCUAAUGCAACAAACGAUUUAGGUGUCCCUCCAAAUACUACUGAUAUCUGCCUCCAAACCAUAUCUCAGACCUUGCAACGUUACGGAGUUCCACAAAAUGUAGCAGUUUUCUGUGGAUUUGGGACAAAAAUUCCAGUUAAUUAUGAAUGCAAGGGCCAAACUAGUGUUGUGCAUAUGCUACAAUCUCCCAGAUUUGUGGAGGUUGAAAAGAAUUGCAAAUUGCCGCUUGGAAAGGAAAGUAGAUGUAAGAAGUGCUUAAAUGCAGGCUUUGGUUAUCUGCAUCAUCUAGGAAUUGCAGAUAAUAUAACACUGAGCACAUGCCGCGAUGCCACUUUUGUUGCACUAGCAAGCCAAGUCAAUGAGAUAUCUACUAUUGACAUUGCAAGUUGUUUCUUUGGAGUUCAAGGACUUCUCAGGCCUCCUGUUUCACAGUCACCUCCAUCCUUCCCUGCUCCAAAGGCGUCUCCAAGUCCAGUGGUUGCUGCUGAUAGCCCAAGUCAACUAUUGUUAGGUGUACCUUCAAAGACAAACCACCAUUCAUAUCACUUGACGUUAGUUCCAUGGAUUGCUAUUGCAGUUACAGCUCUUGCUGUUACAGCGUUCAUAGUCUUGAUAGUUCUAAUUCGCCAAAAAAGAAGAGAGUUAGAUGAGCCUGAAAAUUUUGGUAAAACCUUUUCAAAAACCUUACCACCUUCUGCAACAUGGAAAUUUCAGGAAGGUUCUUCAUGUAUGUUUCGAAAAUUCAAUUACAGUGAGAUAAAGAAGGCAACAGAGGGGUUUAGCACCAUUAUUGGCCAAGGGGGGUUCGGAACAGUAUAUAAGGCUCAUUUUAGUGAUGGCCUAGUGGUAGCUGUAAAGCGAAUGAACAGAGUCUCGGAACAGGGAGAGGAUGAGUUUUGCAGAGAAAUUGAGCUUCUUGCUCGGCUGCACCAUCGGCAUCUUGUUUCUUUGAGAGGCUUUUGCAUCAAAAAACAUGAGAGGUUUCUGUUGUAUGAGUACAUGGGAAAUGGAAGCUUAAAAGAUCAUCUUCAUUCCCCAGGUAAAACACCCUUAAGUUGGCGAACUCGAAUCCAAAUUGCCAUUGAUGUGGCUAAUGCACUGGAGUACCUUCAUUUCUAUUGUGAUCCUCCUCUGUGUCACAGAGAUAUUAAGUCCAGCAACACUUUACUGGACGAGAAAUUUGUUGCUAAGAUAGCUGAUUUUGGCCUUGCACAAGCUUCAAAUGAUGGUUCGAUAUGCUUUGAACCUGUAAACACCGAAAUCCGGGGAACUCCAGGUUAUAUGGAUCCUGAAUAUAUUGUUACUCAAGAGCUCACGGAGAAAAGCGAUAUAUACAGUUUUGGGGUGUUACUAUUGGAAAUUGUAACAGGAAGACGAGCUAUUCAAGAUAACAAGAAUUUGGUAGAAUGGGCACAACCUUACAUGGAAUCAGAAACAAGUUUAUUGGAGCUAGUAGAUCCCAAUGUGAGGGAGUCUUUUGACUUGGAUCAGCUCCGAACAGUAAUCUCCAUAGUAGGAUGGUGCACUCAGAGAGAAGGUAGGGCAAGACCUUCAAUAAAACAGGUCCUUAGGCUUCUGUAUGAGGCAUCGGAACCGAUGCACAGUGAGUUUCUACUAGCUGCGGAAGAUGAUGAAUGUGAGGGAAAUCAGCAGAGAGGAAGAAGAAGUAAAGGGAAGAUCCAAAGAAAUGAGGCAAAUUUUCACACCGGGGAUGGAAGAUAUCUUGCAUCAUCUUCUAGUACAUCUCGGUCAUAUUGCAGUAGAAGCUUUUUGCUAGAGAAUGGCUCACCACAGUCCCCACCAAAUGUGUUCUCAAUCUGAAACAAUCAUUAGGUUCUUCUAGUUGACUUGAAUUUCUCAUUUACUGACAUCAAAAUUGUGGAUUUGUAAGAAGUAGGAACACAUCUCUUAAACUGUCCAUAUGUUAAAAUAUUGGGGAAGACGAGAAAUACAGAGCUUUCUUUCUUUGCUGCUA